CAUGCUCAAGUUCAGUGUAUAAACAAAUAAUGGCUGACGGGGACGCCAAGCUCGCGGACAUAUCUAGAAAUGACGGCGAUGGCGGGUACGCGGACAAGGAAAAUGAACCCCUGCUCCUCCCAGACAACGAGAAAAAGAGGGAGGAGAGGGAUGACGCUAAAGGCGACGGCGACGACAUCAAGCUGAACAUAGGCGAGCAGUACAUGGUUCGCCGCGCCGAGGACACCUGGCAGGCGGCCGAGAUCAUCCAGACACGCUACAAUGAUAUCGACCUGCAAGACGAGUACUAUGUCCACUACGACGGCCUCAACCGCCGCCUGGAUGAGUGGGUCACUAAAGAAAGGAUUGACUUAUCUGAGUUAUACCAGAGAGGAGAUAAGGCAGGCCAUGACCUUCUCAAUGAUCAGACAGCGGGACGAAAGAUAACGAGAAACCAAAAGAGAAAACACGAUGAAAUUAAUCACGUUCAAAAGACCUAUGCUGACAUGGACCCCACCACGGCAGCGCUGGAAAAGGAGCACGAAGCGAUCACCAAGGUUAAGUACAUUGACAGAAUACAGAUCGGCAGAUUUGAAAUUGACACGUGGUACUUCAGUCCAUACCCAGAAGAGUAUGGCAAGGUGCCCAAGCUGUAUAUCUGCCAGUACUGCCUCAAGUACAUGAGAUUGGAGAAGACCUACAGAUAUCAUUUGAGUGAGUGCACGUGGAGACAGCCACCUGGCCGGGACAUCUACCGGAAAGGAACUCUCAGCAUCUAUGAAGUAGAUGGGGCAGACCACAAAAUCUACUGUCAAAACUUGUGUCUUCUGGCCAAAUUAUUCCUUGACCACAAAACACUAUAUUUUGAUGUUGAACCCUUCCUCUUCUACAUCCUGUGUGAGGUGGACAAGCAAGGCGCUCACUUGGUGGGCUGCUUCUCCAAGGAGAAGGAGUCACCUGAUGGAAACAAUGUUGCCUGCAUCAUGACUCUCCCUCCAUUCCAAAGAAAAGGUUAUGGAAAGCUGCUCAUUGCCUUCAGCUAUGAGUUGAGUAAGCUGGAAGGUGUCGUGGGAAGCCCAGAGAAGCCUUUGUCAGACUUGGGGAAGCUCUCCUACCGUUCAUACUGGACCUGGGUGCUACUGGAGAUUCUAAGGGACUUCAAGGGCACACUCUCAAUCAAGGACCUCAGCCAAAUGACCAGCAUCACCCAGCAAGAUAUCAUAUCUACACUACAAAAUAUCAACUUGGUCAAGUACUGGAAGGGGCAACAUGUGAUCUGUGUUACACCCAAGCUGGUAGAAGAAUACAUCAAUUCGGCUCAGUUUAAGCGACCAAGACUAACAGUUGAUACGUCCCUACUAAGAUGGUCCCCCCCUAAACGGCAGCAUGUCCAGAAGAGAAAAUGAAGUCUUCACCGGAAAGGAUCUGACAACAAACCUGAGGAGAAUCAUAUUGGUUUUACAUGCUUUAGACAUGCUCCCUUAUUUACAGAUUAUUGUGUACAUUUGGAGUAAAUCUAUUCCGUUUA
This is a messenger RNA of Eriocheir sinensis (Chinese mitten crab), 1507 nucleotides long. Its product is annotated as histone acetyltransferase KAT8-like. The record is from RefSeq and is a predicted model, not a curated record. Lineage: Eukaryota; Metazoa; Arthropoda; Malacostraca; Decapoda; Varunidae. Bases 30 to 1385 code for a protein of 451 amino acids. Gene Ontology annotation, molecular function: histone acetyltransferase activity. The transcript is spliced from 9 exons. Gene Ontology annotation, biological process: regulation of DNA-templated transcription.